Molecule: messenger RNA, 528 nt
Organism: Malassezia pachydermatis
Lineage: Eukaryota; Fungi; Basidiomycota; Malasseziomycetes; Malasseziales; Malasseziaceae
Exons: 4
Coding region: 1-528 (175 amino acids)
Biological process (GO): DNA repair
Molecular function (GO): ATP-dependent polydeoxyribonucleotide 5'-hydroxyl-kinase activity; double-stranded DNA binding; polynucleotide 3'-phosphatase activity
Source: RefSeq, a predicted model, not a curated record
AUGUAUGAGGCGCGUCCGAGCGAUGUGCCGGAGCCCCUCUUGCCUGUGCCCACCUGGCAUGCGGGCUCUGCAGACACUUCUGUACCGCUCGAAAGCGUAGGAGAACGACCAAUUCAGCACCUUGUUGUAUUGUGUGGUUUGAUUGGCAGCGGUAAAUCGACGUUGGCGCAAGCUGCCGUAGAUACAUGGCCAGGGACAUGGGAUCGCCUGAACCAGGAUGAACUGGGCCGUCGAACGGUCGUGGAAGCGCGUGUACGUGCUUCGUUCGAGGCAGGCCAUCAUAUCCUACUUGAUCGGACCAACAUUGAUCGCCGACAACGUGCUGACUGGCUUCUUAUAGCGGCUGAGGUGCGACGUUCGACUGGCCGCCGCAUUGUCACGUCGCUUCUCUUUCUCGACGUACCAGUGUCUGUGUGUCGAGAGCGUCUACGUUUACGUACGGACCACCCGACGUUGAAAACUACAGAGGAUGCCUUGCGGUACGUUGGUCAUCUCUCACCCCAGUGUGUUGGCUAUGUUCGAGCGUAG